GGAGGAGGAGGGAGGAAGAGCCGUACGGGUUCGCAGGCGGAGCUUCUUCCUCCAGUACCGUUGGAAUUCGCUGCGUGUAUUUUGCUGGAAAGGAAAAAAAAGGAGAAAGAGCACAGAGGAAGAGGGGAAGAAGGCAGAUGUGAGCUGAAGGAACCCGGUGAAAUCCGCUACGAUGUGGCAGCCUGCGACUGAGAGACUGCAGCAUUUCCAGAACAUGUUGAAAUCAAAGCUGAAUGUUUUGACACUGCGUAAAGACUCGUUACCGAGUGUCAUCUUCCAUGAACCGGAGGCCAUCGAGCUCUGCUCCACAACACACACCACUAAGCCACGCACACAUACUGGUUAUAAGGUGACCUAUCUAGGGAAAGUGACAAUCCCCGGCUCCAAGUUCCUCUCAGGCUGCACUGAGUCUGCGGUGGUGGCAUUAUGGGAUACAAAGUGCUCAUCAAUCGCCAUGGAUGCCUUGCUGGAGAUCCGACCUUUCCAGGUGCGUCUGCACCACUUGGGUGGGCGGAGUGAGGCGCCAGACUCAGUGGAGACAUUCCAGGUGGCACGGAUCGCAUACUGCACGGCGGAUCACGAGGUGAGCCCGAAGGUGUUCGCGUUCAUCUACCGGCAGAUCAACGAGGACCUGACAUUCCAGAUGGACUGCCAUGCUGUGGAGUGUGAGAGCAAGCGUGCUGCCAAGAUGCUCGCUCACACCAUGAUGGAUGCCUUCACCAAGACCUUCCACUCCAUGCGGACCGACGGGCGCAUCCACCACUCAGGACGCGAGAUUCCUGAAGACUCAAAUCCAAAUCCUGAUGAUGGCUGAGGCUGAGGGCCGAGGGGAUGGGACCUGUAGGGGGAAUGUGUGAUCCCAUCUCUGUUUCUGUCUUUGGUGGGAGUAAAGAAAAAGAAAUCAAAAUGUUCUCUUAGCUCGCGGCUAAUAAAUAAUUGCAUCACUGCAGCCAUAUUGCUCACAAAUCUUGUUAUUGUUCUAGAAUGUUGCAAUGAAAAAUUGAUCUAGAACAUGUAUUAGAACAUCACAAUGGACUGUUGUUCUCAACUGCUGCGAUACUAUAUUGUUUCCGAAUGUUGCCAUGGUUGUUCUACAAUAUUGUGAUCCAGGUGUGUUCUAGAAUACUGUUAUAGAAUACUGCAUUUAGAAUAUUGGCGAAUAUUGUGAUAGCGGUUCUGGAAUAUUGGAUUAGGACAUUGCUCUCAAAUUCCAUCACAUGAUGGAAUGUGGUGUUAGAUGAAACAUUGUUCUAAAUUAUUACAUGCCUUGUUCUAGAACAUCUCAAUGAAAAACUUUUCUAGAAUAUCGCAACCCUUGUUAUAAAACAUGUAUCUAAAUUAUUUUUAAAAAAGUCAGAUUGUUUUACAUUAUUUUUGAACAGUGUUCUUGAAUGCCUUGCUGUAAUGUUGUUCUAGAACAUUGUACACACUGUUCUAGAACAUUGUUUUAGAAUAGAACAAGCUUUUUAUGGAGCGUCAAAUAUUGGGAGCGUUGUUCUAGAACUUAUGAAAGAUUCUUCCCGAAUAUUGCAUCAUGAUGCAACAUUUGUUUUAGAAUGUGAUGGAUUGUUGUUCUAGAAUGUUGCUAGCAUGCUUCUGGUACAUUGUGAUGGAACGUUGUUCCUCGGAGAUGGUAAGGAACAUGUGUUUUAGAACAUUAAAGAAUAUUGCAGGCAUUUUUAAUGGAUCAUCAAAUAUUAUGUCAUUGUUGUAGAACAUUGUUAUGAAAAAUUGUCCGGAAUAUUACAUCAGGAUGCAGCAUUAUUUUAGAAUGGUGUGAUGGAAUGUUGCAUACACCGUUCUAGAACAAAAGUGAUCAAGAUUGUCACAUUGCAAAUAUUCUGGAAUGAUGCUUCACCAUAUGAUAAAAAUUAGUUCUAGAUUAUUGUUUUAGAAUGUCACGAUUAACCAGGAGUGACAAAUCACUAGCCCAGGUGCCCAGUAUAAGCAGAUUACUUCUCCAUGCUAUCAUUUUUGUAGUUGUAGUUCCCUGGUGGUCAAGUAGGUUCUAGACGCAGUCCACCAACCACAGAAGAAAAUGCCAUAUUGACUUUCAAAAAGCUAUUUUUUUUAAACGUUAAUAUGUACACUUACACAUAACACACUGGAAUUGGUUAAAUAAUUUUAAAUUAUACCCAUGACGUUUACAUUAUUUAAAACAUGAACAUAAAAGCAUGUCAGAUGAAAUUAAAAUACAGAAAAGAGCAUCACAAUAAAUUCUGCAAUUAAUCAUGUAAUUGAGAAGAUCACAGGACAAACAAUCUACAUUUUCCUUUUUCCAUGAAGGAGAACAGAUUUGAAAAGAAAUGUACCUAUGGUAGUGUGAACUAGGCCUAUGGCUACAAAGAGUUGUCUUCAAGCUGGUAAAUUUGAGAACUCAUUUGAGAAUCCAUUUUCAUGUCACUGCACAUAACUAGAUAAAUACCUUGUUAUACUUCAGGCUAAAUUACAUUAACUCCCACUUUUUAGCCUAGUUAAUAAGUUUCUAGACAACCAAAUAAAAACUCUAACUCAUGGAUUUAUGAUUUGUCCACCCUGUAGGCCAUUUUAUAUUCCGAGUAUUCUGAAUAUUGUGAGAAUUGGUCCAGUACAUUGUGAUGGAAUGUUCUUCUGGAACAUUGUGUACAUCUUUCUACAACAUGGCGAUGAAAAUUGUUAUGGAAUACUGUUUUAGAAUAUCUCAGCAGAUCUUUGUAUAUCAGGAACAUUGUGACUGAACGUUCUGGAGCAAUCAGUUGUUUAAUCACAUCGCAGUGGAACAUUGUCCCACGAUGCCAAAAUAGACGUGUUUUUAGACGUUGAAGCAUUAUUCUAGAACAUCAACAGUGAAACAAUGUUGUAGUACAUAGCUAGAUCUUUGUUGUAGGACUUUUCAAGGGCAUCAGAUGAAUGAUGUGAUGGAAUGUUGUUGCAUAAUAUUGUUAGCAUUGUUAUUGAACAGUAGAAUUUUCAGAAUGACCACAAGCCUUGUUCUGAAACAUUGGUGAAAGCUGGUUUGAGAAUGUUAGAUUGUUUUAGAAUACAGUUGUACUGGAAUGUUCUAGAGCAUUGUACAAUGUGUUCUACAGCAUCAUGAUAAAACGUGAUAAAAUGCCAAGAGGAACGUUGUUUUAUAACGUUGUGAUGAAAUAUAUUUUUCUAGUACUGCGAACAUUCUAUACUGUGGACAUUCUUCUAGAAUGCUGUAAAAGAAUGUUGUUGUAGAAUGACAAUACAUUCCUGAACAUUGUGAACGAAUACAGUUGAGGAAACAAUAGCUCCCCAUAUACAGAAAGCCGCUGUGUGUUACAGUAACUGUAUGAGUGGCAGGGCUUUCCUGUCUUGCAUUCUCCUUGGCCAAUAGGAAUCUCUGGAAUUUGUUCCCUCUUUCACACAGUGUUCCCUGAGUAGCCAAAGUUCUUACCCAAUAUGUUUUUAAGAAAUUGCGUUUUUAACAGCCAGAUGUGUAUGUGCAUGUGUGUGUGUGUGAGAGAGAGAGCGAGAGAGAGAAAGAUUUGUACUAAAGACCAUGGGCAAAUCUUUACAGAACAGUUUUUUUGACAACAGUAUUAAGUGAUGCUUUGUGUGUGUGCAUGUGUGUGUGUGUGUGUGUGUGUGUGUGUUUGUGGAUUGAAGUGAUUGACAGAUUUUUUUUCUCAGCCACAUCAAUCGCAGUGUGUAAAUACAGGUUCUCCACUACGCUGUGUUCAGUUGUAAAAGUUUUUUGCUGUUUUAUUCCCUCUGCUUUGACCUGCCUGGCUGCAUUCCAAACGCAAGUGUACGAUAUAUGUGGCUUUAUUAUGAAUCAUUCUCGCAAGUGCUGGUGACUGAGAACUGUUGUUUGGGAAGAAUUACACAAAGCCUGGUACUUAAUGGGCUAAUGAUGUGGGCUAAUGAUGUGAUCUACUUAAAUCAGCACACAAGAUAUGUAUGAGCUACAGCCCUAUCUUCCACAUAAAUGAAUUAAGCUUACGCACUGCAUCCACUGUGAGUCAGACUGUAUGAACACAAUGAACAGGUUUUGGUAGACUGUGUUUUGUGUGUUCCAUCCUUAAAAUGGCUGAUGUUCUUCUUAAGAACACUAGACAUGAACUCUAGCGUUUGGGAUGAAGCCUUAGCAUGAAAGACAGUCCAGUUUCUGUCUCUUGUUGAGCAGUGUAUCUUUGAUAUCAUGCUGCACACUUUUAAUUUUAAGGUACCUGUUUAUUAUUAUUAUUUUUUUUGGUUAUGUUCACAUGAUUUGUGGAUAUAUUUUCUUGGACAGUUGGCUGUGGAACAUGUUCACACACACACACACACACACACACACAUACACACACACUGCUCCAAAUGAAAAAUGGAUCAGUAACUGGACUGACUAUUAGUGGAACAGAGAGAGAAAGAAAUCUAUAUAUAAAUAUGAUUAUAAAUUUAUCUACACAGUGUAUUCAUGAAGCCUUUGUUUAUACAGAUGUAUCAGUUCUCUAUUAUUACAGUCAAAUGUUUAUAGAUGUUUUUGUUUAACCACAUGAAGUCAGUAUUGUGCAGAGGAAGAAUGAGUGUGCUGUUGUUUUCUGUGAAUGUUCUCACUUCCUGCCAUAGCAGCUUUAAAUGUCUGGUGUGAAUUUCUAUCAAAUAAAAGUCCUCACCUAUAAACUCCUUA
Pangasianodon hypophthalmus (striped catfish) is the source of this 4621-nucleotide messenger RNA. It is a transcript of the gene pid1, whose product is annotated as phosphotyrosine interaction domain containing 1. Lineage: Eukaryota; Metazoa; Chordata; Actinopteri; Siluriformes; Pangasiidae. The record is from RefSeq and is a predicted model, not a curated record. Gene Ontology annotation, cellular component: cytoplasm. Gene Ontology annotation, biological process: regulation of cell population proliferation; regulation of mitochondrial membrane potential; negative regulation of insulin receptor signaling pathway. The transcript has 3 exons. The coding region runs from base 173 to 814 and encodes 213 amino acids.